Molecule: messenger RNA, 1440 nt
Organism: Malania oleifera
Lineage: Eukaryota; Viridiplantae; Streptophyta; Magnoliopsida; Santalales; Ximeniaceae
Exons: 7
Coding region: 101-1048 (315 amino acids)
Cellular component (GO): transcription repressor complex
Source: RefSeq, a predicted model, not a curated record
CGAAAGUAUUAAAGGGGCCUCCUCUUGCUUCACCGUCCGUGAACAGGCGGAAGGGGUCAUCGAUUUUCAAAAUUAACCCCUCUCUCAUAAAUCGCCCGCCAUGGGAACAUCAUCUUCCCCGCCAGAUCCUCAACCCCUUGCCGCUGCCGCCUCCACCGCGGCUGCCACCACGAACCGUCAGUCAAGAGACCCAAGACCCCUAAUUCCGUACUACACUGCACAAGCACAACCCAUCAGGGUUCCUAACCCAUCUCCUAACUCACCACAGAUACCGAAGACCCACGAUCCUCCCCAGGGUGUUCUCUACCCGGUCGCCUCCUCGGGCCGCGGCUUCAUCCCCAAAGUCAUCCUCCCCAAGUUACCGGACCAGACUGUCACCGUCGCCAACCCAGCCGGCGGCAGCAGCGGCUUUCCCAGCCGACCCUUCCUCCCUUUUGCGCACCCGUUCCGGCCUUUUGGGUUCCCUCCCUCGGACCCUACUCAGUUUCAGCCCCUUCAGCUGAUGCGGCCUCCUCAGCUUCACCACUCUCAUCUUGCUUCCGCUGGCGCCGCAGUCAAGGGCGUUCCAGUUUCCGCGCACAAGGUUGUAUCAACUCCAUCUUCAGUUUCUGAUUGUAAUGGCUAUAAAGACUUGAGGGAUCAACAUAGAGAUGAUACUAUUGCAAUUGUCAAAGAUCGAAAAGUCAGAAUAUCAGAUGGGGCUUCUCUUUAUGCUCUUUGUCGAUCAUGGUUGAGGAAUGGCCAUCUGGAAGAAAUUCAGCCCCAAUGUGGGGAUAGUGGGAAGUCUCUUCCAAGACCAUUAUCUCUAUCUGCGGCAGAUGCCCAGUUGCCAAAGAAAAUGGAUUUUGAUGAAGAGGAGGGGGAGGAUGAGGAGGAAGAGGAGGAUGACGAUUCUGUUAAGAAUUUAUCUAUGCAAGAUCUGUUGCAAAGACACGUCAAACGUGCUAAAAUGAUUCGGGCACGAUUAAGGGGAGAGCGUUUACGACGUAUUGCGAGGUACAAAAAUAGGCUUGCCGCUCUCCUUCCCCCUCAGUUGGAACAGAAAUGAGUUGCUGAAACCGACCAUCAGUCAGCAUCCAUGAGAGUAGAUAUUCGGGCUCAAUAUUGUUCUCAGUGAUGAAUAUGCUGCCAAAGCAGCAAACUCAGUGGCAACUGGGAUACAUAUUUAAGAUGAGGGGAAAACUAAAGUGACACUCUGAUUUGGCUGCAGGAAGCUACCCUGAUGUGUUGGGUUGGAAUAAAUGUAAGAUAUGAUGGUUAAUGGUUUAUUUUCAUGUGCAGAUUUGGUUCUGCUUGCUUGCUUUGAUUCUAUCUGCUUGAAGCUGUAUGCCUUUGUAUGUUUUGUAUUACUGUAAAGGCUUUGAAAAAUAAGGAUAUUUUGUCCAUUACCAUUUGGAGGAGUUCUUUGCUAGUAAAACAAGGUUUGCCCUUUGGUCUCUC